Molecule: messenger RNA, 776 nt
Organism: Salvia splendens (bonfire salvia)
Lineage: Eukaryota; Viridiplantae; Streptophyta; Magnoliopsida; Lamiales; Lamiaceae
Exons: 5
Coding region: 119-547 (142 amino acids)
Biological process (GO): mitochondrion organization
Cellular component (GO): nucleus; mitochondrion
Source: RefSeq, a predicted model, not a curated record
UUAGGUUAUAAAUUAGGGUUUUGUUGUAGCUUCAUUUCCAAAACACUUCCUAAUUUCCGUCGACUCCCUCCUUCAUAGGUUUUUCAUCCAACCGAUCUCAAAUAUCCAGAAGCAAAAAAUGACUCGCCGUAGCUCUGGUGGAAGAUCUUCCCGCCCAGCCCCUCGCCCAGCUGCACGUAGCCCGCCUCCUCAGAAAGUGAGCAGCGCUCCUCCUCCAGCUCCAGUCCAAGGUGGCUCCGGUGGAUCCAUGCUCGGAAGCCUUGGUUCAACCAUUGCUCAAGGGAUGGCAUUCGGUACUGGAAGCGCAAUGGCACAUAGGGCAGUUGAUGCCGUUAUAGGCCCACGAACAAUUCAGCAUGAAACCGUUGCAUCCGAAGCUGCAGCAGCCCCAGCACCCAGCAUGGGUGGAUCUGAUGCAUGUGGCGUGCACAACAAGGCUUUCCAGGAUUGCCUGAACAGCUAUGGAAGUGACAUCACCAAGUGCCAGUUCUACAUGGACAUGCUUGUUGAGUGCCGCAGAAACUCUGGCUCUUCGAUGAGCGCCUAAGCGCAGUAUGCACGCAUUUGAAACAAUUUCUAUGGGAAUGUCACUAAGGAUUCCUAUCAUUGACAUUGAAUAUUGUUGUUACACCAUUUAAAUUGCUGGUCUGCAGACCUUGUUGCGCUUCUACUCGCACUCUGUUUGCCAUUUUGCAUAGUGUUCUUUGGAAAAUAAAGAGAAUCUUUUGAACUUGUUAUUGUUGAUGAUAAUGGAUGCUCUUGUUCUUCAUUGUGAA